AUGAGGAAUAAUAGAAUCGAUGCUCUGUUUAUUAACAGAAGAUUGAUUAGGAAUCAAGUUAGGAUUAAGCUUGCCAUUAGGGAUUUUUAUAAGGUGUUGUAUCACCAAGAGAAGUCUCCUAUGGUGGGUUUUAGAGAUGGUAUGGUAAAAAUGAUCAGUGAAGAAGAUGCAUUGGCUUUAGAGAGGUUACCGACAUCUGAGGAGGUUAGAGAGGCAGUUUGUGAUUGUGAAUCAUCCAAGGCGCCAAGUAAUGAUGGCUACAACAUGAACUUUAUUAAAAAGUGUUGGGAUAAAAUUGGUGCUGAAUUCACCACAGCGGUUCUGGGCUUCUUCCAAUCCUCCAGGUUACCGGCAGAUGCUAAUGUCACUUGGGUAGCGUUGGCCCCCAAGUUUACUGGGGUUAAGGAAAUCAACGACCUUUGUUCGAUUAGCAUGGUGGGGUGUGUGUAUAAGGUAAUUUUGAAGAUGUUGGUUAGGAGAAUGCAAGCAGUUAUGCCAGGAUUAGUAGGUGAAACACAGAUAGAUCAAAUUGAAGAAGAAGCAAGCAACAAUAAUAAAGUGAAAACUCUUCAGACUACCCCUACUUUUGUUGAGGAAGUUCAAGAAAAUGAAGCUGUGGAUCUCUGGCCGAAAAUGAAGGAAGAGGCUGAACUUGAUGUAAAUGAGGAACCUAUUCUGAAUAGUUACUACCAAUCCUCAAUUCUGUCUCAUGAUUCAUUGGAAUCUGCUUUGGCCAAUUACCUUGCUAACAGAUUAAGCAGUGCAAGCCUUCCAAGUAACACACUCUUUGAUCUUUUUGUUGGGAUCUUGAAAUCUGACCAAGAAAUCAUGGAUUCUGUGAAGGAUGAUCUCAAAGCAGUUAAGGAAAGAAACCCUGCUUGCAUAAGCCAUGUGCAUUGCUUCUUGAACUUCAAAGGUUUCUUAGCAUGCCAAUCUCAUAGAGUUGCUCAUAAGCUAUGGCUUCAAGGAAGAAAAGUCUUGGCAGUUAUGAUCCAGAACCGAGUUUCCGAGGUUUUCGCGGUUGGUAUUUAUCCCGGUGCUAAGAUUGGAAGCGGGAUUCUGCUUGAUCAUGUAACUGGAUUAGUGGUUGGUGAAACUGCAGUGAUUGGUAACAAUGUGUCAAUUUUGCAUAGUGUGACUUUGGGUGAAACUGGUAAAGCUUAUGGUGAUAGGCAUCCAAAGAUUGGUGAUGGGGUUUUGAUUGGUGUAGGGACUUGUAUUUUGGGGAACACUAAGGUUGGUGAAUGUGCUAAAAUUGGUGCUGGUUCUGUGGUGAUUAAGGAUGUUCCUCCUAGGACUACUGUUGUUAGUGAUUUUAUUAUGCUGCUGUUUUGA
Messenger RNA from Arachis stenosperma, 1335 nucleotides. RefSeq names its product serine acetyltransferase 1, chloroplastic-like. Lineage: Eukaryota; Viridiplantae; Streptophyta; Magnoliopsida; Fabales; Fabaceae. The record is from RefSeq and is a predicted model, not a curated record. Gene Ontology annotation, cellular component: cytoplasm; cytosol. The coding region runs from base 1 to 1335 and encodes 444 amino acids. Gene Ontology annotation, molecular function: L-serine O-acetyltransferase activity. The transcript is spliced from 3 exons.